Emericellopsis atlantica is the source of this 2080-nucleotide messenger RNA. Its product is annotated as amidase signature domain-containing protein. The record is from RefSeq and is a predicted model, not a curated record. The transcript is spliced from 2 exons. Bases 138 to 1889 code for a protein of 583 amino acids. Lineage: Eukaryota; Fungi; Ascomycota; Sordariomycetes; Hypocreales; Bionectriaceae.
UUUGGUUGCAGAUAAUCUGAUUCACAGCAAACACGUCUUGUCCCACGUUUCACAGACUCACAGUGCCAUUUGCCUAUUAAUAAGCUUCCACGAUCCCCCGCAUCAGCCCGCUCGACAAUCACCUGUCGCAAGCCAACAUGUCUUGGAAGUUGUCACUGCUCGCGCUUCAGGGACUCGCGCUUCAAGCGCUGGGCGCCGGGCGUGAUCCAAAUCCUCCCUUCUCCUUCAACCCGAACCUGCUCCCGCUUCAAGAGAAUGCUGGCACGGAGGGCUUGUUCCCCAUGGCGGACUGUGUUGGGUUCAAACUCGAGGAGGCUACGAUUAACGACAUGCGACAGGCCUUGGAGGAUGGCCAGCUCACGUCAGUCGAGUUAGUUGCCUGCUACCUCACGAGGACAUAUCAGACGCAAGAGUAUAUCAAUUCUGUCCUCCAGGUGAACCCUGAUGUGUUCGCCAUUGCCGCGCAGCGUGAUGCGGAGCGCAAGAAAGGCAACGUUCGUGGCCCCUUGCACGGCAUUCCCUUCACCGUCAAGGACAACAUUGGCAGCAAGGACAGCAUGGAAACCACCGCCGGUAGCUGGACGAUUCUUGGCAACAUUGUUCCCCGCGAUGCACACGUCGUGAAGAAGCUGCGCGACAGCGGCGCUGUUCUGUUUGCCAAGGCGACUCUGAGUGAGUGGGCGGACAUGCGCAGCAACGACUACUCCGAGGGGUACUCAGCUCGAGGAGGCCAGGUCCGAAGCUCGUACAACUUCACCGUGAACCCUGGCGGCAGCUCGUCCGGCUCGGCUGUUGGCGUCGCGGCCAACGCGAUAGCCUUCUCACUUGGCACCGAGACCGACGGCAGUGUCAUCAACCCGGCCAACAGGAAUGCUCUCGUCGGCUUGAAACCCACGGUUGGCCUGACAUCAAGAGCCGGUGUCAUCCCGGAGAGCGAGCACCAAGACUCAGUUGGUGUACUUGCUCGCACCGUCACGGACGCCACUCUUGUACUCGACGCCAUCUACGGAGUCGACAAGCGCGACAACUACACUCUGGCACAGAAGGGAAAGACGCCUCCCUGCGGCUAUGCGCCCUAUCUGACGAACAAGACAGCUCUGAAGGAUGCUGUCUUUGGCUUGCCCUGGGAGAGCUUCUGGGUCUAUGCCGACGACGACAUGAAGAGCCAACUCCUCGACCUCUUGGAUCUCAUCAAGUCUGCUGGUGCCACCAUUAUCAACGGCACGGAAAUCACCAACUAUGAAAUCUUGGUCUCGCCCGAUGGCUGGAACUGGGACUAUGGCACCACGCGCGGCUACCCAAACGAAUCCGAGUACACCUACAUCAAGGUCGACUUCUACCGUAACGUUGAAACGUACUUGUCGGAGGUGAACAACACAAACGUCAAGAACCUAGCCGACAUUGUUCAGUACAAUGAAGACUUUGAUGGUUCAGAGGGCGGCUUUCCAUACGCAGAUGGCAAGGGUAUUCCCGCCUUUGCGUCAGGCCAGGACGGCUUCCUCGCGUCUCUAGCGACAAAUGGCGAGCGGAACGAGACAUACUGGCAAGCGUUGAAUUUUUGCCAGACCUCCUGCCGCCAGGGUAUUGACGACGCCCUCUCCUACAACGGAAAGCAGCUCUCGGGGCUGCUCGUGCCACCACAGGUUGCACAGGCACCACAGAUCGCAGCACAGGCUGGCUACCCCGUCAUCACGAUUCCAGGUGGUUACUCAGCUGAUUCAGGCAUGCCCUUUGGCCUCGGCAUCAUGCAAACAGCCUGGGCGGAGGACAAGCUGGUGAAGUGGGCCAGUGCCAUCGAGGACUUGCAACGAUCGACUGAUGCGCCUUCAAAGCGUAGGCUGCCCAAGUGGCUCGGGUACCUCGAGCGCAACAUUCCCGUGCCUUUCUGAUCCAAGCCAGCCAGCCAGCCCACUAAGAUGGCUAUUGUAACUUUGCUCAUACUUCAUGGGUUCCUUUGAUAUUUGCUCACACCCUAUAUGCAGACCCAGAACGUCAUUCAUAUACACAUGUACGUCAUCUGGAGGGCACUCCAUAGCAAGAAUUGAUUAUUUAUACGUAAACGCAAGCCAAUAUCAUGCUU